AGCUAACUGAUCACUAUUCAUUGCUUUCAGUUACCAUUUGCUCGUAUAAUGUAUAGAUUGACUAAGAGGGAAGAUCUUUGCACAUUGGACAGACUACACUUAACUGUUUAGAAUACCACAAAGUCUAAGGAUCAAUAUAAACCAUGCAAUAUAUUUAGUAUGAAGAGAAAACAUCUUUGUCGUCCUCUAUAAGGUCAUAGAUAUAUACCCUUUGGUUCCCUUUUGCAAUCAGUCCAUACAUUUAAGGUAAUCAAUCCCUAGAUUUCAUUUUGAAUGUUUCAGAGAUUAGAAUCAGACACCUAUGUUUUCUAACUUUGGUCUUCCAGAGCUCAUCAGACCAUGAUUAUACUCAUACAGUCAAUUGGCAAAUCAUAAUUAUUGAUUCCUUCUAACAGAACACCAACACUCUCCAAGAGGAGCGCCCUUGGUUAAAAGUGUGUAUCCCUGAUGCAAGACUUGAGAAAGUACAUGCUUAUCUUGGUUGCCCUAACUGUGGUAAGUCAACAACUGCUCCCCUUGGUGAGGCUUUUAAGUGUGGCACCUGCUCCAGGAUAGGCGUUAUAUCCACUCCUAGAAUCACUUUCAACUGCGAAGUUUCAGAUGACACGGGCACAUAUGCCUUCACAACCUUCACCGAGGAUUCUGAAAGACUUUUCAGAAUGACUGCUGCUGAUCUUUUCAGGAUGAAACACACUGGUGAUCUACAGACUUUCAUGGUUGCACGCAAAUUGCUCCGCACUAAGCAUUUCUUCAUUCAAGUCGGGCCAACAACAUCUCUGUCCACAUGCAAUGUGUUGCAAUGGUGCUUGAAGAAAGUAGAAAUUGAGGAUGAUGACAUGGAGCAUGUCCACCCAGCUGAUAACACUCAAGCAGAGAAUGUUGUUGAAACAGAGAUGGCCACUGAAGGAGAUGCAAACACACAGAAUCUCCCUUUGAAUGCUGGCCAUGCAGAUCCAGAAGAUUACACCAAUGCUGAUCCUUUAGAUGCUGAAAAUGCGGCUACAGAGGCUGCUGAGACAGAGGUUUCCACUGAACGAGAUGCAAACACACAAAAUCUCCCUUUGAAUGCUGGCCAUGCAGAUCCAGAAGAUUACACCAAUGCUGAUCCUUUAGAUGCUGAAAAUGCGGCUACAGAGGCUGCUGAGACAGAGGUUUCCACUGAACGAGAUGCAAACACACAAAAUCUCCCUUUGAAUGCUGGCCAUGCAGAUCCAGACGAUUACACCAAUGAUGAUCCUUUAGAUGCUGAAAAUGCGGCUACAGAGGCUGAUCAUGAUGAUGACACUUCAGAGGAAUGACUGUACCCUGCCCCCCUUUUGUCUGACAUGCUAAUUGCAACUGCGUAUGUAUAAAAAAGCACUUGCAAGCAUGUUCUCAGUGGCUACUUAUAAGCCUAUCUUAGCUUUAACAAACUGGUUUAUGUAAUAUUAAGUUAACUCUAGGUCUUUUGAAUGUGGUUUUUCUAGAGGAACAUGUAAGAGUUUAGAAACUCAUAUUCCUAGAAAAUACACGUAAGCCUUUUGGUAUGUAGAUGUGCCCAAGUCGUUAAUCUUAGAACUAUCAGUGGCACAGGUAUUAUCAAUAUAUGUGUGUUUUAUAUUA
Spinacia oleracea (spinach) is the source of this 1602-nucleotide messenger RNA. RefSeq lists its product as uncharacterized. Lineage: Eukaryota; Viridiplantae; Streptophyta; Magnoliopsida; Caryophyllales; Amaranthaceae. The record is from RefSeq and is a predicted model, not a curated record. The transcript is spliced from 3 exons. The coding region runs from base 660 to 1298 and encodes 212 amino acids.